Molecule: messenger RNA, 4285 nt
Organism: Sarcophilus harrisii (Tasmanian devil)
Lineage: Eukaryota; Metazoa; Chordata; Mammalia; Dasyuromorphia; Dasyuridae
Gene: ARF6
Product: ADP ribosylation factor 6
Exons: 2
Coding region: 1009-1536 (175 amino acids)
Biological process (GO): intracellular protein transport; vesicle-mediated transport
Cellular component (GO): cytoplasm
Molecular function (GO): GTP binding; GTPase activity
Source: RefSeq, a predicted model, not a curated record
GAAUGGGAUCAAGCCAGAGAGAAGCCCCAGACGGAAACGAGGGGGCAGUAUUGGAGACAGGGGGCGGAGUGACUCCGUACGCAGGAGGAUUUCCCCGAAGACUCUCAAGCUUUGAGCUGGUGAAGUGCCCAGAAAGAAAGAAAUGAAAGCUUAGAGGAGGAGGAAGAGAAGACCGCGGGAGGCGAACUGACAUAACUCUAGACAACUCCCAGCCUUACUCUUUAUUGGCCCGCCCCUCUCCGUCAUCCACGGGAGCUCUUCGGGCCACCGUAGUACCACGCCUCUUUUCUUCCCCGCGUGGCGCCGAUGACGUGAGACGUUCAAGAGCACUCUUCUUACAGAGGUCCCUUUCUUCCUAACUGUCGGUUGCCCUCAGCUGCGCCUGCGUGGCAGAGAGGGGAAGUGAGGCGGUUUCCUCGGCGCCUUUUCCGGCUGUGGCUGUGGCUGUGGCUGAAUUGGGAGGAGGCAGAGAAGGAGGAGGCAGCAGCGGCGGCAGCCGGGGGACCCUCCAUACAGGGCGGUGGCCGGAGGUAGCUCAUCGAGUUCCUCCGGGGAUCAAUGACCUGACGAGGAGCCGGAGUCGCCGCUGUCGCUCGGGUAGCGAGGGUCGGUGGUUCAGCGGACGGGCGGGCCGGGGUCUCCGGCGGCGGCGGGGCCUGGAGAGACGGCAGGCAGUCGGAAGAGCAGGCCGAGCGGGAGCGGCGGCGCUCGGUGCCUGGGGGGGAAGGGCAGUUCCGGGCUGGGCCUCACCAGGGCGGCGGCUCCUCGCGGCGCAGCUUCUGGCCGUCGGCAGAAACAGGAGGAAGCCGGGUUCGGGCCGGUGAUGUCCAACUGAGCGGGAGCCCAGGACUCACCCCCUAGGCGGCACGGGCAGCUCGCCCAUUGAAGGCCGCAGAGUGUUCUCGCGGCUGGGCGGGAUCGCUUCGGUUUCCUGGAGGCUGCGGUGGCGGCGGUGGCUAAGGGGACGCGGGAUACCUGAAUGCCCCCAGCCCCGGCUCCUCCGACGCGAUGGGGAAGGUGCUGUCUAAGAUCUUUGGGAACAAGGAAAUGCGGAUCCUGAUGCUGGGGCUAGACGCCGCCGGCAAGACCACUAUUUUGUACAAGUUGAAGUUGGGCCAGUCGGUGACGACCAUCCCCACCGUGGGCUUCAACGUGGAGACGGUGACUUACAAAAACGUCAAGUUCAACGUAUGGGACGUGGGCGGCCAGGACAAGAUCCGGCCACUCUGGCGGCAUUACUACACCGGGACCCAGGGGCUGAUCUUCGUAGUGGACUGCGCCGACCGAGACCGCAUCGAUGAGGCCCGCCAGGAGCUUCACCGCAUCAUCAACGACCGGGAAAUGCGGGACGCCAUCAUCCUCAUCUUCGCCAACAAGCAGGACCUGCCCGAUGCCAUGAAACCCCAUGAGAUCCAGGAAAAACUGGGCCUGACCCGGAUUCGGGACAGGAACUGGUAUGUGCAGCCUUCCUGUGCCACCUCAGGGGAUGGACUCUAUGAGGGCCUCACAUGGUUAACCUCUAACUACAAAUCGUAAUGAGCAUUCACAACCCAUCAUACCCCCCUUUCCCAUCUCCCCUCAGGAGAGAAAUAAAAAAAAAAAAAACCAUAGGAUUAUCACCACCAUCACCUUCAAUGCCACUUUCUCUUCUUUCGAAUUUGGACUCUGGAGUUACUGUUUUACGGUUUGGGGAGGGGGGUUGGGUUGAGGGGGUUCCUCUUUGUUUUUUUCUUUUAUUUCUUUUUCAUUUGUUUUUUUGCUUUGCUUUAGGAUGCUCUAGUCUGACAUUUGACAUGAACACAAAGUACUAGGUGCUCUUGUUGACUUCCAGCAAAUAGGGUGGGGGAAAAUAUAGCAACUCUUGAUAUGGUCUUUAUAAUAAUGGUUUGAUUUUUUUAUUUUGACGGAAUUUUUUUUUCAAAUGUAUGUCUCCCCCCUUUUACCCAGUUACCUUAUCACUUGCUGUAGAUGGCUUAUUUUGCAUUCAUGCAGACGAUGUUGCAAGUCUGUUUCAUCUAGUAAACUGAAAAUUAUUGCUUAAUCAAACUGCAGUCUGUCUUUUAUAUUUAAGGACUCUUUUUUUUUUUUUUAAAGAGUUCUACCUUUAGUCAUUUCAGGUGUGUCCUUUCAUAUCUAAAACUAGAAUGGUAAAACCUUGCCUGCAGUGGCAAACAAGUGAUACCAUUGUAAUAACUUGGAAGUGCAAAUAAGUAAUGUUAAGCAGAUAAUGUAAGAAGUGCUUUGAAAUAUUAGCUAUUAAGUUCUGAAACAUACAUCAUGCAUGAGCAGGGAUAAAACCAAAUUCUCCAUAUCACAAAACUGUUCCCUAAAUGAAAAUGUGAAAUUUUGAACAGGCCAUAAAUCUUAUACUGAAAAGUUAGCAAUGUUGCUGAAAUUUUUUUCUCAUUGCUUUUUUGUUCAUUUCUUAUUGUAGUCUAAAAAUUAUUCAGGCAAUAGAGCAAUAAUGGUACACACCAUUUUGAUAGCAGAAACAUUUUGUUACAUUUUGACAACUGAAAUACUUUUUUUAGUUGACUGAUAAAAGCAAAAACCAACUCAGUUUUGAUAGUUAUUAGUCUGUUUACUGUGAUCAGAUCUGAAAUAUUUUUUAAAAUUCAAAUUAUAUCAGUCUUUUCCUUACUGCAAAAGCAAACAUUCCAGUUUCCAUAUCACAUAAGUUGAUUAAGUUAAAGAAAUAAGUGAUUUUUUUAGAGUUUAAAAAUGACCUGUAUCUUAGUUAAGUAUCAGUGGAAAAGAUUAUUUUUGAAAGUUGUAAUUAGAUAUUUUAUUCACAUUUAUUUAAACUUAAGAAAAGGAAAAUUGAUGAAUGACUAGAUUAAAAACCACUGUUAAGAAAUGCUAAGUAAAUAGUAGAAAAUAUGUAGGUAAUGGUCCUACAUGUGACUAUGAAUGUAAAUUUAUAAGUCUUGUGAAAGAAAAGUUUGUCCAUUUGUCAGCUUCAGUCAGUAUAACUAGACUACGUUGUUUACUGGAUAGUUGAGAGUACUUUGAAUCAAAUGUUAAUAGUUGGUACAGAACUGGGCAGCAACAACAGCUGGUUCUAAGCUUCAAAUAUUAAUUUUUAGAGGUCAUCAAAAAGUUAAAAUGUGGAAUUUAAAGAAUGUAUACUAUAAAUCUAGAAAUAAGAUGGGGUGUGUGUGUCUGUGUGUUUGUAUGUGCAUGUGAGGUUUAUUAAAAAAUCCACAGUCUGAAUGAGACACCAUACUAGAGUUGUGCAGUAUUAAUCCUGCAUGCUGUUUUGACCAUGAAAUGUAUGAUGGUGCUUUUUACCAAAGAUAUGAGGAGCUUAAUUAAGGUGAUAGAAAAUUCACUUCUUGACAUUAAACAACUUGGACAACUAUUUUACUUAAUAUACUGAUAGUAAACUCUUUUUACAAAACUCACAUGAAAUAGGAAUUAAAAUUCCUGCUGUAACUAACAUUUUAACUUCAGUGGCAAGGCCUCUGAAAAUGAAGUUGAUGAAAUAAAAAUGUUUUGAAUAUCCUUAAAGAUUUCUAAGGCUCCAUCAUAAAUUUAAUUCAUAAUCCUUUGAUUCUAAUUUUUAAAGUACAUUAAAUUGUUUGUAAAAUAUCAGAAUGUACUAGUAACACCUGACAAUAAGAUAAGCACAGAGAAAUUUCCAGAGUAGAAGAAAGUUGAAGCCUUCAUGCUAAUAGUUUUAAAAAUUCUUUUUAAUGUGACUUUUUUUUUGGAAACAAGCAGUUGGAUUGGUUAGCUUUCAAUUUUUAAAUAUUAAAACAGUGUUGUUUAAAAGACUAAUAUGCUUAAGUGGUUUCUUUUGAAUAAGUGAAAAGGUAAUGAUUUUCAGGUUCUUUGAAAUCUCUGAAAAGGGAAAAUUAACAUUUUGAAAUUCAGUAGAACUUUGAAUACCUAUUAGUAAGCAAUUGUAAGUUUAAAUUCAGAUUUUUCAUGAUGGAUGAAAAAUACAAUUUUUUUUUAGUUAAUUCAACCAUAACCAUUAGUAAUUAUGGGGCUGAUAAUUACAACCUACAGAGAAAAAAAAUCAUAGUAAAAAAAACUCCAGUUAUUUUUAAGUAUCAAUUUGAAGUUUAAAUUGCAUCAAUUUCUGUGUUAGUGUUUUAUAAGAUACAUUAAGUUUUGAAUGAGGUUAAUCUUGUCUGAAAAAAGUAAUAGAGUCUCUAGACUCUCCUUAACAGUACAGUACUUGAAAUUGUGUUUUUAAUGACUGUAUUGUUGAAAAAAGAACUAAUGUGCAGAAAAUAAAAAAAAAAAAAAUUACACAGCAGUUUCAUGUUAUAUUACU